UUGUUUUCAACUGACUUUGCACGCGGGUGCUGUUUAUUUCAAUUUAUUCACAAGAGCGAAACUAACACAACCGCAAGGCCUUCGCAAGUUUGUUGAAAGUUAGGAGUUCAGUGAAAAUUUGCGGCAUCCUUUAUCGUCAAAGAAAUGGCUCUCACUAUAGAUGAGGUUUUCGAGAAAAUUGGAAGCUUUGGUCGAUACCAAAAGUUUUUGCUGCUCGGCUGCAAUGGGCUGGUUUUCUUUUGGAUGGGUUUCGCUGUGCUUAUCAUGACAUUCAUAACAGCUGAUCCCGGAUGGAAAUGUGUAGCGAAUAGUACCCAAUGCCGCUUUAAUGGCUCCAUGCCGGCAUCCAACAAGAGUCGGUGUGAUAUGAAUCGGAGCGAAUGGGUAUUUAAUGAUGACCUGACAUCUGUGGCGACAGAGUUUGAUCUUGUCUGCGACAAAGCAAUAUAUGCAACCAUAGCGUCAUCCAUGAUAUUUUUGGGUUUCCUCCUUGGGGGAAUAACAGUUGGUCCUUUCGCUGACAAGCUGGGCAGACGACUCACCAUUUAUUUGUACGGUUUCAUCAUCGCUUUGUUCAGUCUUCUGACUGCUUUUCCGCAUGCGUAUUGGCUGUUUGCUGUCUUCCGUUUCCUCGUCGGAUUUGGAGUUGGUGGUGCUAGCAUCAGCAUUUACGUGUUAGUGACAGAGAUGGUUGGUGUUCGUCACCGAAGUCUAAUCGGCGUUUCAUUGUGGUACUGCUGGACAUUUUCUCUUCUCUUUUUGGAUCUUCUUGCAUAUCUCAUUCGUGAUUGGAGAAAACUGGCCAUCGCCUGUGGUGUUCCAGCUAUUCCAGUUGUUCUCGGAUGGUUCAUCACAAAGGAAUCUCCCCGCUGGUUGUUAUUGAAGGGAAAAAUUAAGCGAGCUGAGGUUAUUCUCAAACGUAUCGCUGAAGUUAACCGCAAGGAAAUGCCAAAAGAGGACCUGGCGAAACCUGAUGACCAGAUUCGAAUUGGAGAUUUGCGCGACUUGUUCUCAUCCAAACUGAUGGCACGAAAGACAUUGUUGUCAUGGUAUAUUUGGUUCGUAUGUGGCAUGGUUUACUAUGGAGUGUACCUUAGCACUCCAAAUGUGGGUGGAAACUUAUACAUGAACUUCUUUCUCACAAGUUUUAUUGAAGUAUUCUGCCUUCCAAUCAUUGUGUGGUCAUCAGAUAAAUUUGGAAGGAAAAAGGUUAUCAUUGGUAGUUUAAUCUUUGCUGCUUUAUCUUCUGUUGGGGCAGUACUUUUGACCACAGAUGACGAUUCCAACAAAGGGAUGCUGAUUGGAAGAAUAAUCUUUUCAAUGGUCUUUGCUAAGGUUUUCAUAACCAUAACGUUUGAUUUGGCCUACGUAUACUCUGCAGAGCUCUUUCCUACUGUAAUCAGUUUUACAUUCAUUAUCAUUUUUGUUUUUUUUGCCAUGUCAAUGCAGAAUAACAUCCACAAAAUGUUGCCAUACGCCGUUAUGGGAGGCAAUGCCCUGCUUUGUGGUUUGCUGUGCUUGACUCUUCCCGAAACCGCAAACCAACCAACUCUUGAGACGAUUGAUGGUAAGAAAUCUAGCACCCACUCCGAAGAAGAGGAGGACGAAGAUGACGAGAAGACCAACGAUAACAACAAAAAUGUCACCGAGGAAGAAAAGGAAGCUUUAGUUAAUGGAGAAGUUGCUGGUGAUGACAAUGCGUAGAUAAAAUGCAUUUUACGGGCAUAAUUGGCCAAGGAUAGGGAUAUGAAACUAGUAAACCAAUUGUAAACUGUCUACAUAUUCAUUGAAGUCGAAGGAGAAUAGCUACGCGCUGAUCCGGCAGGAAUCAUAACUCUGAUUGUAGGUGUACGCUUUCAUAGAACGACAUAGGAUAAUUUUUCUGGCUUUAGAAGCUAGCAUUCCAUUUUUUGUUUAAAAUUGUAGGAGGCGUUUAUUUACGGACCUACGCUUCCACUUAAAGUGAAUUUUUCAUUUGGUAAAAUUGACAAGUCAUAUUUUUCUUCUUUCGUGAACAGCCAUUGCAUUAAAUCAUGUUUUUUUUCAAA
Stylophora pistillata is the source of this 2048-nucleotide messenger RNA. RefSeq names its product solute carrier family 22 member 15-like. The record is from RefSeq and is a predicted model, not a curated record. Gene Ontology annotation, molecular function: transmembrane transporter activity. NCBI's taxonomy places the organism in Eukaryota, Metazoa, Cnidaria, Anthozoa, Scleractinia, Pocilloporidae. Gene Ontology annotation, cellular component: membrane. Gene Ontology annotation, biological process: transmembrane transport.